GCGCUCGGAUUAACAUCCUGCCCACGUCACAAUGCAAACCCUGCUGGGCGCGCGCUGAUUGGACAGACGCUUCUUUCUGCGUUGCUCCGCUGCUGCUGGAGAGACAGGCGAACCGAGCGGAUCCCGAACCGAGCCCGAGCGCUCGUGCUUUCCGUGUGGAUCUGCGUGGAAGAUGGCGGAGUUGAGCGCAGUCCGACACGAACUUAGAAACAGAAAUCUGAGCAGUUCUUUCGGGGAGCCUCAGUGUGUGUCACCGCAAAAAGAUGAGCAACAGAAACUGGCCGUGCCGUUCUGCGGCGGCAUCCGGGACGGACUGAGACCGGGGAAGAAAAUCACGAUCAUGGGCGUCGUGAAUGCAGAUCCGGACAGUUUUGACAUCAGUCUGACGUGCGGCUGCGGGGACGUCGCUCUGGAUAUGUGCGUGCGGUUCGAAGACCGGGAGAUUUUGCGAAACGCCUGCGUUUCUGAUAGCUGGGGCGAGGAGGAGAGGUCAAUACCCUACUUCCCCUUCAUCGCAGAGCAGCCUUUCAGGGUUGAGAUUCAUUGCGACCACCCGCGCUUCCGCGUGUUCGUGGACGGCCAUCAGCUCUUUGACUUCUACCAUCGCGUGAGGCCGGUGACGGCCAUCGACACCAUACAGAUCAGCGGCAGUCUGACCAUCACCAAGCUCAACUGAUGCCUGCCGCGUCUCAUGAGUCCAGCUUCCCACCAGCCCGUCCGUUCUGAGCAUUAAAGACUGUCGGUGAUACCGAAGGAGAAUCCAGAAUCAUCUACAACUGAUGAAUUGAUGCAUUUUGAGUUAUAAGGAGGCAUUUAUUUUUAUGAGCAUCACAAUUCUCAGUAGCAUUUUAGCAGAAGUCAACAUGAAAUGCCAUUCGCAUCCAAUUUAGUUUGUUUUUCUGAGUGCAACUGACUUCAGCUCUUCAGCUCUGGACUUCAGUGCUAAAAUUACACUUUUUUCAUAGUUUUGGACUAUAAAAAUAGUGCACUAUUAAGUGACAUCAGUAGAGGAAUUUCAGAGGAAGAACAAGUUAUGAAGACAAAAUAUUAAACGUACCAAUAAGUCAAUAAGACCAGGAGCUAGGGUUGCAAAAAGUUGGAAAAUUUCCAGUAAAUUUUGGAAACUUUCCGGGAUUUUUUGGAAUCUUCCUGGGAUUUUUGGAAAGUUUUCGGAUAUUUUCCACCCCUUUGCAACCCUACCAAGAGCAUGCAUUCAGAAAGUAAAAAGGGUAAGUUUGGAUUUAAUGUUGACUUUAUGGCAUUAAAGUGGAGAUGAAAGAAAUGGCGAAAAGUAAGAUGAAUGUUGCACGAGGCCAGAUACAGAUGCUGAACUAACAACAGAGCGUUUAACAAUGUACAGCUUCAGCGAAUAGCGAUAUAUGAACGUACUGCCUGAAUUUACCAGUGUAACUCUCCAGCUAAUGUACUCAGGUGGAAACCCCAAAGAGGUGUAUUUAUUCCCUGAAUACGUGUAUAAAGCACAAACAGGGUGAUUUGAGAGUUGCAUCUGUCUUACAGCAAUAGUGAUUCCUUUCCAUUGUGAUUCCAUUGACAAGCACUUAAACAUACUUCAAAGCAAUGCAUUUUAUGUUUAGCUGUGUUAACGAGACGCGUGAUGAGCCGCUAAUAAUGUGAACUUCAUUUAGGUGCUUUCGUUACUUGAGACCAGCAUAAAAUCAGGGAGAAAACCGUUGCAUUCCAGUGCUUUCUGUGUAUUUAUUGUCUCUGAGCACACGGUGUGUCACGUCAACCUCUUCUUGAUUGCACACACAUUGUUCCUAAUUAAUAAAGGCUUCGAAUGAAUGAAA
Onychostoma macrolepis is the source of this 1808-nucleotide messenger RNA. RefSeq names its product lectin, galactoside-binding-like a (gene lgalsla). The transcript has 5 exons. The record is from RefSeq and is a predicted model, not a curated record. The coding region runs from base 173 to 676 and encodes 167 amino acids. Gene Ontology annotation, molecular function: carbohydrate binding. Lineage: Eukaryota; Metazoa; Chordata; Actinopteri; Cypriniformes; Cyprinidae.